Molecule: messenger RNA, 1122 nt
Organism: Glycine soja
Lineage: Eukaryota; Viridiplantae; Streptophyta; Magnoliopsida; Fabales; Fabaceae
Product: thioredoxin-like protein CDSP32, chloroplastic
Exons: 1
Coding region: 78-956 (292 amino acids)
Molecular function (GO): oxidoreductase activity, acting on a sulfur group of donors, disulfide as acceptor
Source: RefSeq, a predicted model, not a curated record
CUAAUCUGUGUGUCGUGAGGCAACAACAACUAUCUCUCAUCCUUCUUCUUUCUGUAUCCGUAACACUUGCAACACACAUGGCUACAAUCACCAACACUUUCAUAUUCAAACCCCCCAUCUCUCAUCACCCAAAGCAGCUUCUUUAUUCCCACCGCUCUUCUCUACGCUUUCUCACCAAAUUUAAAACCCCCUCCGGAGCGAAUUCUCGGCGGCUGGUUCCGAAAGCCACGGCGGCUCCCGGGGCCAAGAAGACAGAAAAGCCGCACGAGAGAGUCCAGCGAGUCCACAGCGUGGAGGAGUUCGAGUCGGCGCUCGAAUCCGCCAAAGACAGGCUUGUGGUGGUGGAAUACGCUGCCAGCGACAGCGAGGAGAGCAGCCAGAUAUACCCUUUCAUGGUGGAGCUGAGCCGCAGCUGCAACGACGUGGAGUUCAUCCUGGUGAUGGGCGACGAGUCGGAGAAGACGAAGGAGCUCCUGAAGCGGGAGAAGGUGGAGAAUGUGCCUCACUUCAGCUUCUACAAGAGCAAGGAGAAGAUACACGAGGAGGAAGGGAUUGGUCCCGACAUGCUGGUAGGGGAUGUGCUAUACUACGGGGACAACCACUCUGGUGUGGUGCAGCUGCACAACGUGGAGGACGUGCAGAAGCUCAUAGAGGACCACAAGCUGGAUCACAAGCUCAUCGUGCUCGAUGUGGGUCUCAAACAUUGUGGGCCCUGCGUUAAGGUUUAUCCUACAGUGGUUAAGCUCUCGAGGCAGAUGGACUCGGUGGUGUUCGCUCGGAUGAACGGGGACGAGAACGAGAGCUGCAUGCAGUUCUUGAAGGACAUGGAAGUCAUCCAGGUCCCUACCUUUCUCUUCAUCAGAGAUGGCAACAUUGAAGGCAGGUACGUCGGUUCUGGCAAAGGGGAGCUCAUUGGGGAAAUUCUCAGGUACCAAGGUGUUCGUGUCACUUAUUAAUUUUCUUACUACACAUACUUAUUUCUACUUCUAUUAAGUUCAGCUCAACAAACACAUGUUUACUAAACUUUCUGAGAAAGGAACUUGCUUUGCUUUAUAGUCAACCCCUGGAUGCGUAAUAUUAUUUUGUGUUAUUUUCAAUUAACUUCCGCUUAAUUAAGCUUUA